Saccostrea cuccullata (small rock oyster) is the source of this 8418-nucleotide messenger RNA. RefSeq lists its product as uncharacterized. The record is from RefSeq and is a predicted model, not a curated record. Bases 1 to 8418 code for a protein of 2805 amino acids. Lineage: Eukaryota; Metazoa; Mollusca; Bivalvia; Ostreida; Ostreidae. Gene Ontology annotation, molecular function: DNA helicase activity; ATP hydrolysis activity. Gene Ontology annotation, biological process: DNA repair; telomere maintenance. The transcript has a single exon.
AUGGUUAAGGCAAAGAAAUUGUCUGUCAGAAAGCGAUUGUUAGCUGACAAGCUAAGAAAAAGAAAAAAGAGGGAACAACAUCCCAAAGAAUUACCAGAUGGUACAGAUGGUUCAGAGGCAGAGUCUGUUGUCCUUUCUGGGACAGCAGAUGGAGCUGAUUUAGCUCCUCCUGGUAAUUUUCCAGGGCAAGGCUCUAUAGGGUUGCCUCCUAUUGAGGGAAAACCCUUGGCCAGGGUGCAGGCCUCUCUUCGAGAGAAAAUGUACUCAAAUGCCCAGAGGUUGCCAUCUCCUCUGGGAAGUCGUCUGUUUGUCCAUAACGAGGGCAAGGCACCGUCCCCUGACUCCCCACCGUGGGUUUGUACUCCACCGAGAGUACCUGGAGCGGGCAUAGUGCAUAUGCCUAAUCCAGCAGGUCAGGCGCAGCUGGAUACCUCCAGGGAGGAGGAGACCAGCAGGAUACUAAAAGAUGAGGGCUACUUUAACGAUAUUAAAACGGAUUCUCUAAGUAAUAUAAACGGACUGUUGAACAGAAAACAUGAUAUUGUAGAAAAUGAGAGAAAAGAAAGAGAUAUGUUUGAGAAUGUAGAAUUUAGAAAUGGUAUAGAGAUAAUAGAAAGUGUCAGAGAAUCAAGAGAUGAAUGUGACCCUGUACAAAAUAUGAAAGAAAGAAAUGAAAUUGUCAGUGAGGAAAGAUAUGAUGAUAUUCGGAAUAAUGAAGAUAUGAAAAUGGAAAACAAACACGGUGGAAGUAUUAGUAUGCAACAUGGUGUUAAUGAGGAAAGUACAUACUGGGAAGACAGAACUGUGUAUUGUGUGAGUAUUCAGGGCUCUUUUCAUCAGGCUGACCCAAUGUUUGGUGAUACUGCUGGAACACAAUGUGUAGCAAAUUGUUUAGCAGGCUUAGCUUAUAAUGUUCUGAAGAGUGCGAAUGUUUGGCAAACAGCUGAUAUAAACAAAGUUUUAGUCACUGGAGAUGAACUAUACACAUACCUGCAGCAGAGUUCCUCAAUUACAAGUAGGUAUUUGUUAGUGGAAGAGUUGCCUCAGUUUUUUGAAUGCUAUAACAAAACAUUUGACUUCACAGUGAAGAUACUUGUCCCUAGUUUAAUCACCUUAUCGGAGGAGGAGCCAUGUUAUGAAGAUUUCAAUGCUUAUCCCCUUUUUGAAGCUGUGCAAAUGGCACUUAGCGAGACAAAUGGGUGUUUUGUGUGUUUUGGGGGAAAUACCCUUCUAAUUGGGAAAACAAAUGAUGGCUUUUUUUCAUUUGAUUCACAUGCACGAUGCUCUCGUGGAUAUCUUAGUGUUAGAGGGAAGAGUACAAGAAUUUUGUUGAAGGAUGUUCAGGACGUUUAUUUGCAUCUUAAGUCAUUGGCUAUUUCUAUGGGUUUUUCAAGAACUGUUGAAUGUGAAUUAACUGGAGUGUUGUGUUCACAGAAGGAUUUUGCUAUGGCAGAAGUUUAUGAGGUUGAAGGAACUGAAAAACCAUCAGGUUCAAGGCAAGAUGUCCUAAUGUCAGAUCAAUCAGAGGUAUUGCAAACAAAUGAAGUAAUUUUUAUGGGUGAGGAAAUCGAACGACAUGAUUUUAUUCCAUUGUCUGUACAGAAACGAAGGGAAUUAUGCAAAGAGUUGGGACUGUCGUAUUCUGUAUCUGGACAUCAACAUGAUGCUGUGUCUGUGAAAGACAUGGAUACACCUAGUGAUUGUAAAGAUAUUGAAAGGGAUGGAAAUUGCUUUUUCAGGGCAAUAUCGUUCAGUCUGACAAACUCAGAGAAUCAUCACCAACAAAUUCGUGAAGCCGUUUGUAAACAUUUGCUGAAACAUGAAGCAAAAUUUCAACAGUUUAUGAGAUCUGAGGGAUCUUUAAGGUCUUACUUACUUUCUAGUAAAAUGUCACAUGAGGGUAUAUGGGCCACUGAAUUGGAGAUUCUUGCAAUGUCCCAUAUGUUGAAUGUAGACAUUUAUACUUAUUCAGAUAUGAAGUGGCUUAAGUUUAGUGGAGAGGGUUCAUAUCCUGAAUUGCUUGAACAGAAGGAAGCUAUUUAUUUAUAUCACAGACAGCAAAACCAUUAUGAUGUUGUUUUACAUGUAUCAGCAGGGCUAUCUGAAAUUGAUUCAGUCAUUAAAAACAGGUCUUGUAAGAGAGAAUAUAACCUGCGUAAAGUGAACCGAAUUCGAAUGCAAGAAAAACGUAAUACUGUUGAAUUGAAAGUGGCAUUAAGCUCAAAAGAAAAUCGCAAAGACGUAUUUAGGAAAAAGUACAGGGAAAGUGAAGGGUUCAGGGAAAAAAUGUUGGAACAGAGGAAAAACAGGUACUCUAAUGCAGACUUUAAGCUGAAGACACAGAUGAAAAAUAAAGAACGAUAUCAUGAUAAUAUUGCUUACCAGUCUAAACUGAUUGAACAAGGUAUUCAGAAAUAUGCUUUAGAUUCAGAACACAGAAAACAAGUACAAAAGACAAGUAGGAAAAGAAGUAAACGAAUGUACUCUAUAGACUUCUAUCAUAGAGAGGAAAAGAAGAGGAAGAGUGUUGAAAAAUAUAAGUUGGAUACUCAGCACAGAGAACAAGCAAAAGAAAAGAGCAAAGAAAAGUACAGGACAAACUUUGAACAUCAGGAAAAUGUCAAAAAGGCAAGUAUUGAGAAGUACAAAUCAGACUUUGAACAUCAGAAGAAUGUCAAGAAAGCAAGUACUAAGAAGUACAAGACAGAUUUGGAACAUCAGAAAAGUGUCAAGAAAGCAAGUACUAAGAAGUACAAGACAGAUUUGGAACAUCAGAGAAAUGUCAAGAAGGCAAGCAUUAAGAAGUACAAGACAGAUUUGGAACAUCAGAAAAAAGUCAAGAAGGCAAGUACUGAGAAGUACAAGACAGACUUGGAACAUCAGAAAAAUGUUAAGAGAAGAAGCAGUGAAAAGUACAAGACAGACUUGGAACAUCAGACUAUUGUAAAAGAGAGGGUCAUGAAAAAAUACAAAGCAGAUGAAACUUACAGGAUGAAAAACAAAGCUGCUAAUAUUCAUAGAUAUAGUACAAAUGAAACUUUUAAAGCAAAUGUGCAAGAAAGAGCUGCAAAGAGAUAUCGAGCUGAUAAGGAAGUUCAGUCAAAAGCAAAGAAACGUAGUAAGGCUAGUUACCAGUCAUCUGCAGAAGUGAAGAAAAAGAAAAAGGAGAGUGUAAGACAAAAUAGGAGAAUGAAGCAAUUGAACUUGGAACAGGAAGAGGAAGUUAUCGGAUUGUUUAAGAGAAAUGCAAUGGAGGGCCCAGAUUAUGCUUGUACUUGUUGCCAUAGGCUUCUGUUUAAAAAUCAAGUUCAAAGUUGUGAACAUCAGAUGUACCAAAAAAGUGAAUCAGCAAGAAUUAUCUCUGACAUUUGUUUGCUAGACAAGUAUUUGCAUGAAUGUUCUGAAUAUUGUCCAGAAGCAUGCACCAAAUCAUCAUUAUGGAUUUGUUACACUUGUCACAGAAAAAUAUUGAGUGGCAAAGCACCAGCUGAGGCUGCAGCCAACAGUUUGAUUCUGGAAGAUAUUCCAUCUGAAUUGACAAAUUUGAACAGUUUAGAACAGCAUCUGAUUGCGAUUCACAUACCAUUUAUGAAGGUUAUGGCUCUUCCCCAUGGUGGGCAAAGAAAUGUACAUGGACCUGUUAUUUGUGUGCCUUCAGAUAUGAGAAAGACUGCCAGUUUACCAAUGCAACAGGAUGAAAAUUUGUUGCUGCGUGUGAAAUUAAAAAGGAAGUUGAAUUAUAAAGGCUACUUUGAAUAUCAAUUUGUUAAUACAAACCAUGUCAUGUCAGCCUUAACAUACUUAAAAGAAAACAAUCAGUGGUAUAAGGAUGUAAAAAUUGAAUCAACUUUGGAAGAAGAUUUAGAGAGUAAUGAAGAUAUGCCAAGAGAUGUAGUUAAUACAGAAGAUAAUGCAGAAAUGGACGAGGAAAUGGUUGCAUUUGACACAUGUUUACAACCUGUUGAUAUUGCACAGGAAGUUUUAGACCAUUAUUUUGAUGACGUGUACAACAUUGCACCAGGUGAAGGGAAAAACCCAAUUCGAAUGUUACAAGAACCUGGCAAUGAAGCUAAGGCAUUUCCUUGUCAUUUUCCAAGUGGUCGUUUUUCUUGGAAUGAAGAAAGGUCAGAGAAAUUAACACUUUCUAGGUAUUUCAAUAAUAGGUUAAUGAAUGCAGAUAACAGGUUUGCCAAGGAUACCAAUUACAUUUUCUUUAGCCAGUACAUGUCUGAAUUGAAUCAAGUAAUUGAGAAAACUCAAAUUUCACUCCGAAAAUCUCUAUCAAAAUGUACCAGUGGGAAACCAGUAACACUUAAUAUGCUGCAAGAUCCAGUUACUCUCUCUAGUUUGCUGAGGAAUGAUGAUGCUGUAAGGUUUAUGCAACCAAUUAGAGGAACUCCUGCUUAUUGGGCAACUGCGCAGAAAGACCUCUUUGCUAUGCUUCGCCAAUUAGGAAUCCCUACUUGGUUCUGUUCAUUUUCUGCAGCGGAGUACAGAUGGAAUGAUGCUGUCAAAGCUAUAUUACAACAACAAAACGAUGACAGAAACCCAGAUCAAAUGGAAUGGUCAGAAAAGAAUGAUGUUUUAAGGUGCAAUCCAGUUACAGUGGCUAGAAUGUUUGAACAUAGAUUUCAAAUAUUUCACAAGGAGGUCAUACUUUCCCCAGCAAAACCAAUAGGAAAGGUAAUAGACUUUUUUCAGAGAGUUGAGUUUCAACAGAGGGGAUCUCCCCACAUGCAUUGUUUAUACUGGGUUGAAAAUGCACCCAAUAUUGAUUCUGAUGGAGAGGAAGCUGUAUGUAACUUCAUUGACCGAUAUGUGACAUGUGCUGUACCAUCAGAAAGUGGUGAUGCAGAAUUGAGAAAAAGUGUCUUGGAAGUACAACAGCACAGUAAGAAACAUUCAAAAUCUUGUAAAAAGAAAGGUACAGAAUGUAGGUUUAAUUUCCCGAGGCCUCCAUCUGAAAAGACUUUCAUUACAACUGCUAAAGAGGAAGAGAACGCAGACGAGUGUGGAAAAGAGGCAAAGGUAAACAAGGCAUAUGCAAAAGAUAUAUUACUAAGUGUUUGGGAUAGAUUGCAGAAUGAAGGAGAAGGAAUCAUAACAACAGAAGAGUUAUUUGAUGAUCUGUCACUGACCCAGGAACUGUACGAAGAGGCCCAUAACAUAUUAUCAGCAAAAAGAUCAGUUAUACUCAAGCGCUGUCCAAAUGAGGUGUGGACAAACCAGUAUAACCGAUGUUUGUUAAAAUCCUGGGAUGCUAAUAUGGACAUACAGUUUGUACUGGAUCCAUUCAGUUGUAUUGUUUAUAUUGUUUCCUAUAUAUCAAAGUCAGAAAGGGAAAUGGGCAUGUUACUUAAACAAACAAAGUUAGAGGCCGAGGAAGGAAAUUUUGAUGCCAGACAGACGAUGAAAAAAAUUGGUUCAGCUUACUUGCAUCACAGAGAAGUAAGUGCACAAGAAGCUGUAUACAGAGUGUGUAACUUGAAGAUGAAGGAAUGUUCUAGGAAAGUUGUUUUUGUACCUGUAGGUGACAACCCAGUGCGCUUAAGUAAGCCGCUGUCGGUGCUGAGGAAGAAAGCAUCAAAGGAUGAAGAGAUAAUUGAUGAGGAGGACGAUGACGAGAAUGAAGUUUGGAUGACAAACGUCAUUGAACGUUACAUGAACCGGCCAGAUAAGCCAAUUUUUCAUGAAAUGUGCCUUGCAGAAUUUUGUUCUGAAUUCAGAGUGCUUGCUAAUUCUCAAGUUCCUAAGAAGAAAAAUCAAAAUGUGUUUGAAUUACAGAAUGGGAAAGGUUAUGUGCAACUGAGAACAAGAACACAAUCUGCUAUUGUAAGGUAUCCUAGGUUCAAUGCUGAGAAAAUGUCAGAAAAAUAUCAUCAAUCUCUUCUGCAACUUUUUCUUCCUUACUGGACAGAAGCACAUUUGAAACCACCAGGGUUUGAUUUAUAUGAAGAUUUUUAUGAAACGGGUUAUGUGAAAAUUUCUGGCAGAAAACAAAAGCAAUCGGUGAAGUCAAUUGUGGAUUUCAAUCAUUCACGGUAUGCAAAAAAUGAAGAUGUUAUUGACAAUGCUCAGGAAGCAUAUGAGAUGAAUGGUGAACCCGAAGAUGCAUGGUCACGCAUAUGUCCAGAAACAGAGGUUCUCAGAAGGGAAGGUAUAGCACAGAGAAAAGAAAAUGCAGUGCCACAGGAGCAUAGUGUGGAUAUAUUACCGGAUAUUGAAAGUGAGACACAUAAUGCAGAUGUCAUGUAUCAUGUUCAACAAAAUGUAAUUUCAAGAGGGGAAAUGUUACCUGUUCUUCAGAAUUUGAAUGAAACGCAGAGUGAAAUAUUUUACCUGGUGCGCAACUGGUGUCUAGCAAAGAUUGCAGGGGAGAAAUGUGAACCCUUACAUUUAUUUGUAACUGGAGGUGCAGGCACUGGUAAAAGUCAUCUCAUAAAAGCAAUUCAUUAUGAAACAUCACGUUUACUUUCAAGAAUAAUAUCUGAACCUGACAGGGUAUCAGUACUUCUUGCGGCAUUCACAGGAACGGCAGCUUUCAACAUUGGCGGAAAUACACUCCACCACUUAUUUUCAUUAACAAAAUAUCUCCCUUUGCCUUAUGAACCACUUGGAGAACAAAGUCUCAGUGAAUUGAGAGUAAAGAUAGGGGAUCUUCAGAUUCUUAUCAUUGAUGAAAUAUCAAUGGUUUACAAAAGACUCCUGUACUACAUACACGAAAGGCUGGUGCAGAUUAAGAAAUGCAGAGAACCAUUUGGAGGAAUUUGUGUUAUUGCCGUUGGGGACUUUUUUCAGCUACCUCCCGUUAAGCAGCGGAAAGAUGAAAGGCUUUACAAAGAAAAUAUGAGUUAUCCUAUGGACUACUGGCUCGACUUAUUUAAGGUCAUUGAGUUAAAAGGGAUAAUGAGACAAAAAGGAGAUUUGUCUUUUGCUGAGGUUCUUAAUUCCCUUCGUGUAAGAGAGAGAGAUGAACCAUUGACACAGGAGCAAAGUAUUAUGUUAGAAGACUGUAUCAGGGAAGGACCAGAAGAUGUUCUUCAUGUGUUUUCUACCAAUGAGGAGGUUAACACAUUCAAUCUGUCAAUGUUGAAGAGAUCUUGUGAAGAUUUAUUGGAAAUUGACGCUCAAGAUUAUAAAAAGGACAAAACAUCUGGUAAACUGAUACUUAGAAACAAACCCGUAACAAGAUCGAAAAGCGAUGGCCUUCCAAGCUCAUUGUUAUUGUCCGUCCAUGCAAGGGUAAUGCUCACAAGAAACUGCAAUGUGGAAGAUGGACUCGUGAAUGGAGUAAUGGGGCAUAUUUGUCAGUUUGAUUUUGAAGAAAACAGUGACAGAAUUGUUAGAACUGUAGGAGUAAUUUUUGAUAAUAAGGAAGUUGGGAAGAAGUCAGGACAAGGUACAAGGAAUGGAAACAUAGUGUUCAUAGAAAGAGUGCAAGAAGAGAUGAAGGACAAGGUAACAACAGUAGUAAGACAUCAAUUUCCACUCCGGUUAUCUUGGGCAUGUACAGCUCAUAAGGUGCAAGGGAUGACAACAGACAAAGUUGUGGUAAAUUUAGAUAAAGCUUUUGCUCCAGGCCAAGCUUAUGUCGCAUUGUCAAGGGUUACUUCAAAGGCCGGUCUAUUUAUUGAUACAGAAGAUCCAUCUCGAUUACAGAAAAAUGUUUAUGCUGACCCAGAAGUAAAGACAGCAUUAGACGAAAUGCCAAGAGUUACAUUUGAUGAUAUUUCAGAAACUUUACUUUCCAGUGGGAAGAAAAUAGUUCUGCAUAACAUACAGAGCUUACGCAGCCAUUUUGGAGAUCUACAAAAUGAUGCCAGGUUCAAUCAGGCUGACAUUAUUUGUUUAACAGAGACAUGGUUAAGACCUGGGGAAAACACAGAGAAUUAUGCACUUCAUGGGUUUCAGUUUCAUCAUUUACCUAGAAAAGAAGCAUAUGAAGAAAGUACUGCUUUAAAUCAGAGUUUACACAUGUCAAAGGGUGGAGGUGUUGGAUUGUAUUUGAAAGAUGAAGAAGAAUGUUAUGAUAUUCUUCCUUUGUCCAAGAUGAAUGUUGAAGGAAUAGCUGUAAAAUUAAUUAAGGAAAAUAUUUUGUUGCUGUCUGUAUAUCGCCCAUGCAUGGCCAAAAUGGCAACAUUCCUAUACAGUCUUCAGAAAGUUUUUGACUACUUAAAAAUUAAAGACCAAGACAGUGUCAUCUUGGGUGAUUUUAACGAGGAUGCAAAAUCUAACGGUCCACUUCAAAGAUUUAUGAGAGAUCAAAACUUCAGACAACUUGUAUCAUUUAGCACCACUGAAGGGGGAACAAUUUUGGAUCAUGCCUAUGUAUCCAGCUCCUUACAGCCUGAAGUCAAACGAUUACAAACAUACUACAGUUAUCAUGAUGCUGUACUUCUCAAAUUCCUAGAUGAAUAA